ACUAGACAUAUGCCGCCAGCCUCAUGGCCGAGUGCGGCGACAACGGCAACACCAACGUGAACCAAGACUAUGUGACCUCCAACGUCCUGGACAAGCAGUACUACCAGAACGUGAUCGACAACAAAGUGUUGUUCACCUCGGACGCCGUGCUCAACUCGACGGAAGAAACGAGAAUGGAGGUGAUGCAAAACGCUAACACGGCCGGGACGUGGGAGAGGAAGUUCGAGAAAGCCAUGGAGAAAAUGGGAAAAAUCAAAAGCGACCAGCAAAGCGUGGAGAUCAGGAAGGUAUGUUGGAAAGUCAACAACAACUACAAAUAAGGUUGGCCAGUUGUAAUGCGUGGUGGCUGGCUGGCUCCAUGGCGGGAUCGCCUGAUGCACGAGAUGUAAGUUCGUCUAGCUACUGUCAUUGUUGGUUUUUUUGUACUAAAACUCUCUCCCUGUGUGUGUGUGAGAGAGAGAGAGUGAGUGAGUGUGUGUGUGUGUGUGUGUGUGUGUGUGUGUGUGUGUGAAUAAAGAUAUAAGUAUCAAGUAAAUGUGUAUGUUUAGUACUUCAGUU
Messenger RNA from Triticum dicoccoides, 558 nucleotides. RefSeq names its product peroxidase 2-like. Gene Ontology annotation, biological process: response to oxidative stress. Gene Ontology annotation, molecular function: peroxidase activity; heme binding. The record is from RefSeq and is a predicted model, not a curated record. The transcript has a single exon. Bases 24 to 320 code for a protein of 98 amino acids. Lineage: Eukaryota; Viridiplantae; Streptophyta; Magnoliopsida; Poales; Poaceae.